Messenger RNA from Microbotryum saponariae, 1556 nucleotides. Lineage: Eukaryota; Fungi; Basidiomycota; Microbotryomycetes; Microbotryales; Microbotryaceae. The record is from the annotation of a GenBank genome assembly.
AUGACUUCCGAAUCGUCGUCGCACCCCGUGUACACGCUGCGCUGGGGCAUCCUCGCGUGCGGAUGGAUCAGUCGCAUGUUCGUGACCGACCUCUUGUCGGACCCCUCGACGCGAGACGUGAACGAUGUCAAGCAUUCGAUCUACGCCGUUGCUUCGAGGGAUAUCAAGAAGGUUCAGCCUUUUUUGGAUCAGUGCUGGGAGGAGGCCAAAGCUCAGGAGGGCAAGGACGAGGUCAAGCAGUAUGGCAGUUAUGACGAGCUGUGCGCCGAUAGGGUCAGUCUCAACCAGGCCGCCGGUGGGGAUUGUCCGCCGAGGGCAAGCACUAAGUCCUUCUCCGCCCGCUAGAGCAUCGACUGCAUCUACAUCGGUACACCCCACUCGCACCACUUUCAGAAUGCCUAUGCGGCCCUCAGUGCGGGCAAAAACGUCCUGUCCGUUUCUUGGCUCCCCGUGCAGCCCCACACCGAUCGACCGCCGGAAAUCGCCGAAACUGACCCCUCCCCUCUCCACGCGCGUGUUGUCCAGUUGCGAAAAGCCCUUCACUAUCAAUGCCGCCCAAACCCAAAUCCUGGUCGACUUGGCCCGCUCCAAGAAACUCUUCCUGAUGGAAGCCGUGAGUGCAUCAAUCACCUCGUGAAGAGCUACAACCGGUCAUUCUCUGACAAAACUUCGCAUGGCCUCCGCUGCCUCUCAGGUCUGGACCCGUUUCCAACCUGUUUCCCUCAAGCUCCAAUCCCUCAUCUCAUCCUCCGUAAUCGGCCCCAUCCAAACCGCCCAAGCCGAACUCAACGUCAACUUUGCCCCUAUGGCCCCCAUAAACCCAGAGCAUCGUAUCUUCAACCCCGUCCUCGGCGGAGGUGCGCUCCUCGAUCUCGGACCUUAUCCCUGGACCCAAUUGGCCCUCACAAUGCUUCCUCUUGGUCCUCAACCCAAGAGCCUGGAGGACCCGCUGGAAAUGCUCGAUGUUCAAUCCAACAUGAUCAAGUUGCCCUCCACCGGAGUCGAUGGCACAGUUGUCGCGGCGAUUCAAUUCCCCGUUGUGGACGAACAAGCCCAAGGUGGACAGAGGAAGGUCAUGGGGGUGUUGAUGACGAGUCAGACCUCGCAGACUGCUCCUAGUAGGUGCAAUUUGAUUCAGGGAACGAAGGGGUUCAUUCAAGUCAAUGGGUGAGUCACGCGUGGACACCUAUAUCAAUCGGGAAGACUUUGCCUCCAUCUAAUCACCCGUCCUUUCCGUCUCCAGCCCCGCCUACCGACCCACCUCCCUCACCUACUCAGCUUGGCCCACCGAACAAGCCUACGCCAACUCCGGCAACUCCCCUACCAACCCCUCCAAAACCGAAACUUUCGAAUUCGAGCCUCGCCCCGGUAACAUCCUCGGCUACGCGUGGCAAGCCGAUGAAGUCGCUCGUUGUCUUCGCGACGGGAAGAAAGAGUCGGAGAGGUUGCCGUUGAGGGACACGGUGUUGAUGAUGAAGUUCUUUGAUAAGGUUAGGGAGCAAGGGGCGUUUAGGUAUCCCGAGGAGUUGGAGACGACAGAGAUCAGGGGACAGUAG